This is a messenger RNA of Aspergillus fischeri NRRL 181, 585 nucleotides long. RefSeq names its product mitochondrial 54S ribosomal protein bL17m. The coding region runs from base 1 to 585 and encodes 194 amino acids. Lineage: Eukaryota; Fungi; Ascomycota; Eurotiomycetes; Eurotiales; Aspergillaceae. Gene Ontology annotation, cellular component: ribosome; mitochondrial large ribosomal subunit. The record is from RefSeq and is a predicted model, not a curated record. Gene Ontology annotation, biological process: translation. The transcript has 2 exons. Gene Ontology annotation, molecular function: structural constituent of ribosome.
AUGGCCGGUGGUGCUGCUAAGUACCGUCAUCUCAGCCGCAAGUCGUCGCAUCGACAGGCCCUUCUCCGAAACUUAGUCACAUCGCUUUUCAAGCACGAGUCUAUCACAACAACCUGGCCCAAAGCGAAGGAGGCUCAACGGCUGGCCGAGAAGCUAAUAACCCUAGGCAAGAAGAAUACGGAGGCUAGUCGAAGAAGAGCGUUGUCUGUUUUCUAUACACCCCAUGAAAUCCUUCCCAAACUAUUUGGGACACUCCGUGAGCGCUACGCCGAACGUCCUGGUGGUUACACACGAGUUCUGCGGGUCGAGCCUAAGAAAGAUGAUCAAGCCCCUAGCGCCAUUCUUGAGCUUGUUGAUGGACCGAAGGAUAUGCGAUUUGCCAUGACAGCCCGGACCGUUGCGAGACAGCGAGCACAGGGCCUCGAGACUCUCAACGAGCUAACAACCCUGAAUGUCCACAAAGUGACAAGGUUCCGGAAAGGCGGUGUCGAGUACCUCGAACAGGCGAUCAAGCGGUUAGAAAUCGAACAGAAGAAAGCCCCUACGACGCAUAAAGGCGAACAGGAGGUGGAGUCCAAGCAAUAG